ACGAUACAUAAAUACAUGACACCGCCCCAUUCCUUCAUCGUUAUCAACGUCUUCUUCUUCUGUAUAUAACACCCAGAGAACAAAAAAUCAGCAUUAUAAACUUUGGGUUUUUAAAAAAGAAAAAAGAAUUUUGGGUUUUCUUCAUUAAACAGAACUAAGUAAGUUUUGCAAUGCCUGGAUUAGCUAUGGAUGCAAUGAAUGGAGAAACUGGAGUUGAAGAACAUGACAAUGGAUUUCACACACCUUAUAAGUACAGUUUUGCUCAAGAGAGGUCUCCAAGAAGUGCACUGAGUCCACGAAGUGAUUCCCUUGAUUUAGCCAUUGAUGGUGUGGUGGCAACCUCCAUUGAGCAGCUUUAUCACAAUGUUUAUGAGAUGCAAAGCUCUGAUCAAUCUCCAUCAUUGUCUAGUUACGGCUCGUACGGUGAAGAAUCGAGGAUCGAUUCCGAAUUACGCCAUCUUGUCGGGGAUUUCGGUGUUGUUGAAAUAACAAAAGAGGUGGUGGUAGCAGAGAAGAAAGAAGAAGACAGUGUUGGUGACUUGAACCUUAAGAAAGAAAAUGAGGUUACUGAUGAAAUGCCUAAGAAGAAAAACAACGACAAGAACCAAACUCAAGGUGCUAAGCAUCGUCAUCGCUUGCAAUUGGAUUCCGAAGCAUCGGUGAAAUCAAGUCCGAAGAGCAAAUCAUCUCAAGAGAAAACUCCUGUUGAAAAGAGGCAUGAGAAGAAUGCAAGGAAGCAAAGGAAUUUUGGUGCGAAGUUUAACAAUGGAACAGGAGAUUCUCUAGAGGCAGGGCUAGAGAAUCCUGAACUUGGUCCGUUUUUGCUCAAACAGACAAGGAAUAUGAUUUCUUCAGGUGAAAAUCCUCGGAAAGCACUUGAAUUGGCAAUUCGAGCAACAAAAUCAUUCGAGAAAUGUGCAGAUGGAAAACCGAGUCUAGAGCUUGUAAUGUCUUUGCAUGUUCUGGCAGCAUUGCAUUGUAGCUUAGGCCAAUACGAUGAGGCCAUUCCAGUUCUUGAACGCUCAAUCGAAAUCCCAGUGAUCGAGGAUGGCCAAACUCAUGCACUUGCUAAAUUCGCUGGAUGCAUGCAACUGGGUGAUACUUAUGUAAUGUUGGGUCAAAUUGAGAAUUCGAUUUUGUGUUAUACAGCAGGUUUGGAGAUUCAAAGACAAGUUUUGGGAGAAACUGAUCCUCGAGUUGGUGAGACGUGUCGAUACGUUGCUGAAGCGCAUGUGCAAGCGUUGCAAUUUGAUGAGGCUGAGAGGCUUUGUCAAAUGGCUCUUGACAUCCAUAGGGAGAAUGGUGCUCCCGCUUCUAUUGAAGAAGCUGCUGAUAGGAGACUCAUGGGACUCAUCUGUGACUCAAAAGGAGAUUAUGAAUCGGCACUUGAGCAUUAUGUUUUAGCUAGCAUGGCAAUGGCAGCCAAUGGCCGUGAACUCGAUGUUGCUUCGAUUGAUUGUAGCAUUGGAGAUGCAUAUUUAUCUUUAGCUCGGUUUGAUGAGGCAGUUUUUGCCUAUCAGAAAGCGCUCACAGUGUUUAAAUCUGCUAAAGGAGAGAAUCAUCCAACAGUUGCUUCAGUUUUCGUUCGUUUGGCUGAUUUGUACAAUAAGGUAGGAAAGUUAAGGGAUUCCAGAACUUAUUGCGAAAACGCACUCCGGAUUUACGGAAAGCCAAAUCCCGGAAUCCCCUCAGAAGAGAUUGCCAGUGGCCUCAUUGACAUUGCUGCCAUAUGCCAAUCUAUGAAUGAAUUGGAUCAAGCACUCAAAUUACUUAAAAAAGCUUUAAGUAUUUUCAGUGAAGCCCCAGGGAAGCAAAGCACAAUUGCAGGCAUUGAGGCACAGAUGGGAGUCAUGUAUUACAUGAUGGGGAGCUAUGCUGACUCCUACAGCACCUUCAAAAGUGCUAUCUCAAAGUUUCGAGCUAGCGGAGAUAAGAAGUCUGCCUUGUUCGGGAUCGCUCUCAAUCAAAUGGGGCUAGCCUGCGUACAACGAUAUUCAAUAAACGAGGCAGCCGAUCUGUUUGAAGAAGCACGAAGCAUCUUAGAGAAGGAAUAUGGUCCUUAUCACCCUGAUACAUUAGGGGUGUAUAGCAAUCUGGCUGGCACCUAUGAUGCCAUGGGAAGGUUAGAUGAUGCGAUUGAAAUUUUGGAUUAUGUUGUUGACAUGAGAGAAGAGAAGCUUGGAACAGCAAAUCCGGAUGUCAUCGAUGAGAAAAGAAGGUUGAGUGAAUUAUUGAAGGAAGCAGGCAAGGUCCGGAGCAGAAAAUCAAGAGCAUUAGUCACCCUCCUUGACACCACCACUCAAAUAAUAAAUGAUGAUGGGAUUAAGGUAUAAUAAUCCUGUUUAUAGGUAAAAUACUGUAAAGAUUUACAUUGUAAAAGAGGAUUAAAUGGGUUGGUUUAUCUGAUUCCCAGACACAGAUAUAAAAGAAACCAGGUUUCAGUAGGGUCAGAUGAAGAGAAUUUGUAUGGUUCCAUUGAUUAUGGAGUUGUUGAUAUUCCUUUGUAACAUCUCUUAUUUGUAUGUUUCAAUCCUUUCAAUGAAUAAAGUAUAAGUUGAUAUACUAUA
Molecule: messenger RNA, 2567 nt
Organism: Gossypium raimondii (Peruvian cotton)
Lineage: Eukaryota; Viridiplantae; Streptophyta; Magnoliopsida; Malvales; Malvaceae
Product: protein KINESIN LIGHT CHAIN-RELATED 2
Exons: 3
Coding region: 171-2333 (720 amino acids)
Molecular function (GO): protein binding
Source: RefSeq, a predicted model, not a curated record